This is a messenger RNA of Misgurnus anguillicaudatus (oriental weatherfish), 1165 nucleotides long. Lineage: Eukaryota; Metazoa; Chordata; Actinopteri; Cypriniformes; Cobitidae. The record is from RefSeq and is a predicted model, not a curated record.
GUUUUAUUCUGCCCUAAACAUUAAAGUGAUAAUUCUGUGUUUUUCUGCAGAUUUACUGAGGUUUUUUAUGAGAAUAGAGAAUCUGUUGUUCAGUUUCUGAUGAAUCUGUUCACCGCAGCAUCAGAGUUUGACACAAACACAGAAGAAAAAUACACUAAACUAUUAACAUCUGUGUGCUGCUACACAACUUUCCCCUGUGAUGAUGAUGAUUUUGAGUAUCAGAUUGACCGGUGUGAUUUUCUGUUGGAUCUGUGCUCACAUGUGAAGAACUAUGUGAGUCAAACAGGCAAGAGUCUACUACCAGCAUUACAGUCAAUUUAUCAGUCAACUCCUGCAGUCUGGACCAUAAACCUCUCAGAGAGAAAGACCUCCAUCCUCCUAGAAGUGCUGAAACUCCAAACAGAGAAGAAACCAGUAAAGCUGAUAGACUGGACAGAUGAUGAGAGUGAAGUGAGAGGAUUCAUUCAGUGUCUGCCAUACAUCUCACAACUGAGAUUUGAUCCAUUGUCCUGUCAGCGUGAGCCUAAAAAGUGUUUCCAAUUCCUUGUGAAUCUGUUCACUGCAGCAUCAGAUUGUGAAACAGAUACAGAAAUAAAUUACACUGAACUAUUAACAUCUGUGUCCAGCUACACAACUUUCCCCUGUGAGGACAGAAACCUUUGUGGUUUUCAGUUUAACAUUGUUCAAUCUGGUUUCUUGCUGGAUCUGUACUCGCAUGUGAAGGACUAUGAGAGUCAAACAGGCAGGAGUGUCCUACCAGCAUUACAGUCAAUUUAUCAGUCAUCUCCUGCAGUCUGGACCAUAAACCUCUCAGAGAGAAAGACCUCCAUCCUCCUAGAAGUGCUGAAACUCCAAACAGAGAAGAAACCAGUAGAGCUGAUAGACUGGACAGAUGAUGAGAGUGAAGUGAGAGGAUUCAUUCAGUGUCUGCCAUACAUCUCACAACUGAGGUAAGAGCUGUACAGGAAAAUAACACAACUUUUUAAACCCCUGCAGAGCAAGAGCUAUUGAUGAAAGGUCAUUGGGAACUUUUUAUGACCCUGCAUUUGUAAACCCAGCUAGAGCUAUUUCUGUGAUUUACAGUUUUUUUUUUUUUUUACAUAAAAUCACUCUACAUAAAACAAUCAGUGAAAAUAUAUAAAGAGUUUGAUUCCAAAACGAGAUG